This is a messenger RNA of Salvia miltiorrhiza (redroot sage), 1143 nucleotides long. Its product is annotated as receptor-like protein 33. The coding region runs from base 369 to 1115 and encodes 248 amino acids. NCBI's taxonomy places the organism in Eukaryota, Viridiplantae, Streptophyta, Magnoliopsida, Lamiales, Lamiaceae. The transcript has a single exon. Gene Ontology annotation, molecular function: protein binding. The record is from RefSeq and is a predicted model, not a curated record.
CCAUAUUUCAUUUAAAUGCAAAUAACUUUAGUGGCCUCAUUCCAUCAAUAUUUAUCAAUGGGUGUAGUCUUCAGUCCAUCAAUUUGAGUGGUAAUAAAUUGAAAGGAAGAUUACCUAAAUCCUUAAUCAAUUGCAAAAGUCUGAAGGGUCUCGACGUUGGAAAUAAUAGAAUACGAGACAAAUUUCCGUUUUGGAUGGAAGGUCUUCCUAAGCUUCGAGUACUCAUAUUGAAGUCCAACAAGUUUGAUGGUAACAUGUAGCUGUCUUCACGAAGCAACCUUCCAUUUCAAAAGUUGCAAGUUUUAGAUAUAUCUGACAAUGAAUUUGUGGGGUCUCUCCCUCAAACAUAUUUCAAGAACUUUAGAGCAAUGAUGGAUGUGAAGGAAAAUAAGACAGAUCUAAUUACAAGUAGUGAUGAUGACUCUUUUCUAAGGUAUGUGGAGAUGAGAAUCACCUUGAAAGGUUUGGAUCUGUUAUUGACGAGACUGUUGAAAACCUUUACAACCAUUGACUUAUCCUCCAACAAUUUCUCUGGUAGUAUUCCAGAUUCCAUAGGUAAUCUUAAUUCUUUGAGAUACUUGAAUUUGUCGCACAAUAAUCUCAUGGGACACAUACCUGCAUCUCUUGGAAAUAUAAGUGUGCUCGAAUCAUUGGACUUGUCAUCGAACAAAUUGGAUGGUGGAAUUCCAAGGGAAUUGACGAGGUUGACAUUCCUUGAGAAAUUAAACCUUUCAAUGAAUAAUCUUGUGGGGCAAAUACCACAAUCUAACCAGUUCUCCACAUUUGACAAUGAUUCAUAUAUGGGAAACUUGAGAUUGUGUGGAAUUCCAUUGACGAGAAAAUGCAACAAGGAGAACGGGCAUCAGAUGCAGCCAGAAGAAGAUGAAGAAGAUGAAGAGUAUGGAUUUAUAGAUGGAUUUGGAUGGAGAAGUGUGGUGAUGGGAUAUGGAAGUGGAAUCAUAGUCGGAAUUGGAAUUGGUUGUUGGAUUAUUCGAUUUGGAAGGCCAAGAUGGUUGGUGGAAUUCUUUUUUGGCGUUGGAUAUACAUACAAGAAGAACAAGAAGAAGAAGAAGAAGACAAGGAAGAGAGCUACUCCAACACAGAGAAGUUUAUAAUGUUUAUGUUAAAACUUUGUAUUUACGA